UUUCCUACACGGUUGACAGCAUGUGAUGUCAUCAGCUGAAGGUGUUGUCCUGCUCCUUUGAAUUGUUGUCUAAUACCGGCUUUUAAUCUGUAUAUUACAGAGCAACGGGACGAAUGAACGACAGUCACCAUCAUGGCUGAUGAAGCGGACCAGGGAGGAGAUCCAGUGGCCUCGACAACGAAGACAGACGAUGCUCCUCCAGUGUCUUCGAUGACGGAGCUCCUGGAUAGGUGUGAUGAUUCGCAGCUGCUGGAAUCGACAAAUCAUUACCGCAAGAGGCUGGAAGAGGCGAUUCAAAAGGCGGUGGAAAAUGUCGUCUUCGUUCUAGCAUACGAGAGAUAUUUCAGUGAGCAAGAGUACAAGCGAGUCAUCAAACGCUCCAAGAGAGGAAGCUGUGCGGCCGGUUCCACACUUCUCCUCAACCUGGUGACUGAGAAAGAGCCGCGGGUCCGUAAUCUGAUAUGGAAAUGUUUCGUAAAAAUGCACCACCUGCUCCCCAAACUGGAGGAGUUGCUGAUAGCAAUGGGGGAAAAAGGUUCUGAUCUGAUCGAAUCGUUCAACAAUGACAUGAAGGCUUCCUCGGAACUAUCUGCUCAUCUGAAAGAUGUUCAGCAGAAGCACAUGGAGACACUGAAGGCACAGACUGAAAUGCUGAGCGUGAACACCAUCCUGAUGAAGGAGAAGGUUAAGGUUUUCCAGCUGCUUGAUCGAUACGCCAAGCUCACGGUCAUCUCCACUGUUCGAGAUCGGACACUGGUGGAACAUGAGCUGCUGGCAAGAGGCCGGGACCAUGAAGAAUGGAGAGAGGAACAUCUCGGGGGAGAGUUUGAAAAAAUCCGAACUGAUCAGUAAUUCCAGAACGUUUCGGCGAGCAAAUCCAAAUCUGGGAAUUCGUCUGCCGUGGCCGGAGUCCCGGGGAUCGGAAAAACAACAAUGGUGGAAAAGAUUGUUCAUGACUGGGCCACGGGGAAAAUAUACCAACAAUUCCAGUUUGUCUUCAGUUUCAAAUUCCGGGAUUUAAACACAAUUAAAGACAGAAUAAACCUGAGGGAACUGAUUCUGGAGCAAUAUCCUUACUUUGAGAAUAUGC
This is a messenger RNA of Amblyraja radiata (thorny skate), 1090 nucleotides long. RefSeq lists its product as uncharacterized. The record is from RefSeq and is a predicted model, not a curated record. The coding region runs from base 133 to 852 and encodes 239 amino acids. NCBI's taxonomy places the organism in Eukaryota, Metazoa, Chordata, Chondrichthyes, Rajiformes, Rajidae. The transcript has 5 exons.